This is a messenger RNA of Tricharina praecox, 1200 nucleotides long. RefSeq lists its product as uncharacterized. The coding region runs from base 5 to 937 and encodes 310 amino acids. The record is from RefSeq and is a predicted model, not a curated record. The transcript has 5 exons. NCBI's taxonomy places the organism in Eukaryota, Fungi, Ascomycota, Pezizomycetes, Pezizales, Pyronemataceae.
CUCCAUGGAUGGCUGCCUGGCGCUGAUGUGGCUAGUAUGUGGCCAUGCUCUCAUGUCCAGGGUGACCAGCGAGCCUUGGCACACGUUCAGACUGGGCACACGGUUUAGGUAUCCCGCCACGUAUCUCCCUCCAGCACCUCCUCCUGCGUCGCCGCCGCCACGAGAAAGUAGAAACAAGAUCGGCUGGCGACCCGCAACGCUGAAACUACCAUCACUUGUCGCCUUUGCGGUGUUGAUACUGGUGCUGAUAGGCGUGACUACGUACUUGCUGUACCUAUCAGAUGGAGAUGGUGCCGUAGUCUUUACCUCUUCAUCGACAACUUGGGUUGCCUUCUGCUGCGACUAUGGACCCACGCUGGUCGCCGUGCUCUACGGCCUCAUCUGGGCGACCAUCGAUCAUGACGUCAAGCGCCUCGAACCGUACUUUCAGCUGUCGAAGCCGGCGGGCGCCACCGCCGAGAACUCGCUGCUGCUGUUUUAUCCGUACAUGCUGCACGUGUGGGUGCCGUACGUGGCUAUACGCAAGAAGCACUGGACAGUAACAAUUUCCGCCAGCACCUUCCUGACGAUCGUCUUCGGCGGGACCCCCCUCAUGAGCGCCGUUCUCUCGCACGAGAGCCGUAUCCACCAGACCAGCACAUUCGACCUCGUCCGCGGCACGUUUCUGGCCGCAGACGCGCAGCCCACAAACCUCACCACCAUCCACCAGUACCUCUCCGGGAAGUUGCCGGAGUUUACGACGCCGGAACACGCGGUGCUGCCGUUCGCGCCGGAGGCGAAGGCCGACAUGCCCGGCACUAACUGGGCCGCCAAUAUUGUACCACCCGCUACGAGGCAUAUCUCGACUUCGGGCGACUGUUCGGUUGACAACUCGCAGGUGUGGCGGGAGUCCGCCAAGUAUUCGCCGUGGUACUCAUCGCUGCUCAAUGCUACUUGAGUGUGUGUCUUGAGAUUUUUGGCGCAUAGCAUAGCGGUGCAUAACUGAUCCAGAAACAUAGCCUUCGGGAGUACAUACCUGGUACUUAUACUGAUAGCCAUCUCACUGUUCAUGAAGCACACCUCCGGUAAAACGUAAUCCCAAGGAUAUGCCCAAGGACUGCAUGCUCGAGGGUGACGGCUCAAACUGAGAGUAUGCCGUUGUCGUUGCCGGUUGGUGAUAUGUUUGGUCAACCAUGACCACUCGAUGAUGUUGGGGAAACA